Molecule: messenger RNA, 546 nt
Organism: Rhagoletis zephyria (snowberry fruit fly)
Lineage: Eukaryota; Metazoa; Arthropoda; Insecta; Diptera; Tephritidae
Source: RefSeq, a predicted model, not a curated record
UUUAUGAGCGAGAAGAUUGGCGGCGUCGAGGGAACCAAAUUUACCGAUGAGUUCACCCAGUUGGAAAGGAAAACCGACAUGACUAAUGAGCUGGUGGAUGAGCUGAUCAACAAGACCAAGGAGUACCUUCAGCCGAAUCCGGCAUCACGCACCAAGCUGAUGGUCAGCUCAAAGCUGAAGGGCGCACCGGGCAAGCCGCACAUGUACCCGCAGCCGGAGGGCGUUCUCGGCGAGAUCAUGUGCAAGUACGGCAAGGAGCUGGGCGAUGAGUCCAAUUUCGCCCGCAGUCUGAUUGAAAUGGGCGAAGCGAUGAAGGAGCUCUCCGAGGUGAAGUACUCCCUCGAGGACAACGUUAAGCAGAACUUUCUGGAGCCGCUGACGCAUCUACAGGCGAAGGACUUGAAAGAUGUCAUGUUCCAUCGAAAGANAAAGAAGUUGGAGGGGCGCCGUCUGGACUUUGACUGUAAGAAGCGCAAGGCGACGAAGGGCUCGCAGCUGGAGCAGGAGGAGAUUCGCAUGGCCGAGGCGAAGUUCGAGGAGUCCUUC